Medioppia subpectinata is the source of this 189-nucleotide messenger RNA. Lineage: Eukaryota; Metazoa; Arthropoda; Arachnida; Sarcoptiformes; Oppiidae. The record is from the annotation of a GenBank genome assembly.
AUGGCUAAUAGUAAUGACCCGGCGAUUACAAAGAAAGAGAUUCGGUUCCCGAUCGGCACCGGUAUCGCCGGUACGGUCGCGAAGACGGGUCAGGCGCUCAACAUUCCCGACGCUUACGAAGACCAAAGAUUCAAUAGAGAUAUCGAUCAGAUGACAGGGUAUACCACUAAGAAUCUGUUAGCGAUGCCU